UCAUCAGAGACGGCAACUCAAGCAGAUGGGACGAAUGUACGCAGACCCGCAGAAAACUGGAGAAAAUGGUCACUGCGUCCCAAAUGAACUACAAACCAAGAAUUUGGCGGCCCGAGAGACCCAGAAGGCCAACCCUGGAACCUCGUCAAGGGAACUGGCUGUCCCUUACCUGGCUGUACUGUGCCUUCUGGCUUCUGCAGGCAACCUGUUACAGGCCAUCCACUUCGUGCAGAUGAACAGCAGCUUCCAAUCCUGGUCGGACUCCCAGAGGAAACAGGCUGGAGAGCUGUCACAGAAGUACAACACCCUGAACCUCACCUACUCCAGCCUCUUUCUGACAUUCCCUGAGCUGGAUAAGUACUGCGCUGUCACCAACGAGACAACCAAAGAACGGACCUGUAGGCACUGCCCAGACGGAUGGGAGCUUUUUGGUGAGAAGUGUUAUCUCUACUCCGCGGACCGGCAGGACUGGAAGACGAGUCAGUGCCACUGCAUGUCUGUGGGUGGCCACCUUGUGGUCAUCGGGAGUGAGGCGGAACAGGUGUACCUGUGGAAGAAGGCCAAGGCUUUGAGCCAGGGGGACUCUUACUGGAUCGGCCUGCAUGAGUCCAGCAGGGGGCGCUGGCAGUGGGUGGAUAAUACCUCCAUGGCAGACAGUGUACAGUUCUGGGGUUACCUGCGUGAGAGAGGGGACGCCGGGGAGCUCUGUGCUCGGCUGUCACCGAGCAACAACUACAAGAUGGAUUGGUACAGCGUCGUGUGUACAAGCGCCCUGAAGAGGGUCUGCGAGAGGAGAUCUGGGAGUCUGCUCUGAUGGAAGACUGGUCUGUUUUAGCACGAUCACAGGCGGGUGGAGGUUAGGCUCAAAGGGACAUGCAGUCUUACAUGAGCCGGUACCAAAAGUCGUUGUAGGACACGAGACUAUAUGAAUGUUAAUGCUCAUACGUUCUAUUCACAGAAUGGUCAUAUUCUAUGGUUUUGACAACACCGAUUAAUAAGCACCUAUUCAAAUGUUAAAUGAAACAUACUUCGUCAUUUUAGGAGCCUAGCAUGCGCACACUAAAGCACACGCAGUAGCAAGCCUUUGGUCACUACAGUCCAUCAGCUGAGCGGUGAGCCUCUUUACCUAACAUUUUA
Molecule: messenger RNA, 1137 nt
Organism: Conger conger (European conger)
Lineage: Eukaryota; Metazoa; Chordata; Actinopteri; Anguilliformes; Congridae
Product: C-type lectin domain family 6 member A-like
Exons: 6
Coding region: 26-814 (262 amino acids)
Source: RefSeq, a predicted model, not a curated record